AUGCAGUUUACAGUUGUGGUUCCCAAAGGUCAGAAGCCACCGACUGAUAACUCCAGGGUUCCUGACUUUCAACCGAACUCCGUGAAGGCAACCAGACUUGGCGCGAAGACGACGAGAUACAUCACCAUGUACGAGAAGCCGUCGACCAAAGGUGGCAAAAACCCAUUUCUCUACAUCAACGGGAGAAAGUUUCAGGAUCCGGCGACGGAGAAACCCAAAGCAGGUAAGAGCGAGGUGUGGGAAGUGAUUAAUCUGACCAAGGAAAAUCGUCCUCUGCACAUACACUUGGCUACGUUUCAGGCAAUUAAGGUUGUGAAGCUGGUGAGCAAUGUGACUGAUUUCAAGGCUUGCAUGCUGAAGGGCAAGGACGGCAACGCCACCGCCUGCAAAGUGAAUAAAUUUGUAAGCAGGGAAGAGGUGGCGAUACCCAACUACCAGAAAGCAUGGAAGAACACGGUGAAUAUAGAAGCAGGAUGCCAGACCACUGUCGUCGUCAAGUUCCCGGACGGCAAUAAGCCUUCUCUUAAGAACAUUAAAGCUGAACCCGGAUAUGUCUACCAUUUCAACGUUUUGGAUGGCGAAAACAAUGCCAUGAUGCGACCAUUGAAGCUGGUCUAA
Messenger RNA from Nelumbo nucifera (sacred lotus), 618 nucleotides. RefSeq names its product multicopper oxidase LPR1 homolog 1-like. Lineage: Eukaryota; Viridiplantae; Streptophyta; Magnoliopsida; Proteales; Nelumbonaceae. Gene Ontology annotation, molecular function: oxidoreductase activity; copper ion binding. The record is from RefSeq and is a predicted model, not a curated record. Gene Ontology annotation, biological process: cellular response to phosphate starvation.